This is a messenger RNA of Carassius auratus (goldfish), 1507 nucleotides long. RefSeq names its product putative deoxyribonuclease TATDN3. Lineage: Eukaryota; Metazoa; Chordata; Actinopteri; Cypriniformes; Cyprinidae. The record is from RefSeq and is a predicted model, not a curated record. The transcript has 10 exons. Bases 78 to 884 code for a protein of 268 amino acids. Gene Ontology annotation, molecular function: hydrolase activity, acting on ester bonds.
CGUCACAUCCGGUUCUGCUGUUGCUGAUCCACGUUUGGACUGUCGUUAUAAACGAUCUGAAAAAAAUAAAUAAACCCAUGCAGGGAUAUAUCGACUGUCACUGUCAUAUAUCUGCUGAGGAUUUUGACAGCGACAUUGACGAUGUCAUUCAGGAGUCUAAAAAGGCUGGGCUUGUUGCCCUUCUUGCAGUAGCAGAGCAUGCUGGUGAAUUUGAGAAAAUUAUACAGCUCUCACAAAGGUUCCCAGGAUUCGUUAUGCCAUGUCUUGGAGUUCAUCCUGUCCAAGAUCCAGCACAACCCAGGGGUGCUUUACUUGAGGAUCUAGACGCAGCAUUACCACUGAUCGACAAAUACAAAGAGGAUAUUGUGGCUAUUGGUGAGGUCGGUCUGGAUUUCACACCACGUGUAGUCAACAAUGACGCUGGGAAAGACAGUCAGAGACAGGUGCUCAUUCGACAGGCUGAAAUCGCAAAAGAGCUGAAUCUGCCUCUGAAUGUACACUCAAGAUCCGCUGGAAGACCAACCAUCCAUCUUCUGAAGGAGUUGGGUGUAGAGAAUGCACUUCUUCAUGCAUUUGACGGAAAACCUUCGGUUGCGAUGGAAGGUGUAAAAGCUGGUUAUUUUUUCUCAAUACCUCCAUCCAUUGUCAGAAGUGAUCAGAAGCAGAAGCUGGUGAAGCAGGUUCCUCUGGAGAGCAUGUGUUUAGAGACGGAUGCUCCUGCACUCGGGCCUGAAAAACAGGUGAGGAAUGUACCAAGGAAUAUCAGCAUCAGUGCAGAAUAUAUCGCCAAGAUCAAAGGUGUUCCCUUGGAGAAGGUGAUGGAGGUCACUACCCAGAAUGCCUUGCGCCUCUUCCCCAAAUUAAAAGCAUUUAUCAAAGCCUGACAUUAAAAGGGACUUAUGCAAAGCUGCUGUUUAUAACAAACGUGUUUUGUUGUGCAACAAAUUGUGAUCAAGGAUUUUUUUAUUAGAGCAUAAAUGGACCCCAACUGGUUUUAAUUUAUUGAAUCCUGUCAAUAAAUAGUGCUCGUAAUUACAGGACAGAAUAUUCUCAAGAUAUUUUGAGAAGUGCGAAUACAAAUUUGUAGAAUGUUUUGUAGAUAAAUGAAAUUUAAAGUUUGCAGUUGUUUCACACGCUGCUGCUAUAAGAUAGAAGAAAAAUGUGUGGGUGCAUGUUAAGAUUUUUAAAAACUAGAGAUAAAGAGAUAAAGGAGAAACAUGCUCACAUUUAACACAUCCCAGCUAACAGGAAACCUUCUCAGAACUGGUAAGGUUUGUCAUGAACAAACACUCUUCAAGUAACACAUUCACAGAAUGAUCGUUCAAAGUGAUCUGGUCUCUAAAUAUGUUAUUAACAUAAAAACACUUUAUAUCUAUGGAACGUUUUUGUCAAACAUGUCAUUUAGAUGUUUGUCUAUGUUAUUCAUGUUACUACUCGAUACAGAAGAUUUAGACAACAUUCAAAAGUAACAUUCCCAUAAUGUUUGCAAAAUAAAAUUUUAAAAACC